AUGUUCUUCACAUGGGCGAGGUUCUACUCUUUCCAGUACAUAUCAAUCUUGUUCUUUCAGGACGUCCAGGACAUCUCAGCCCUCCAGGCUUCCAAUCGCUUCUUGCCUAUGGCUGUAGUGGGCGUGGCCACCAACAUAGUCACUGCUUAUCUGGUGUCAAAGGUGAAUGGAAACCUGCUGCCGGGGGGGAUGAGUGCCCUGAUGACCGCAAUUUCCCCUAUCUUAAUGACAGUCGCCUCCCCCAACUGGACAUGUUGGGCUGCAGCCUUUGUUGCUAUGACUUAUAAGUGCAAUCAACCGCGAUGGUGA
This is a messenger RNA of Penicillium digitatum Pd1, 309 nucleotides long. The record is from RefSeq and is a predicted model, not a curated record. Lineage: Eukaryota; Fungi; Ascomycota; Eurotiomycetes; Eurotiales; Aspergillaceae.